Molecule: messenger RNA, 1435 nt
Organism: Sitophilus oryzae (rice weevil)
Lineage: Eukaryota; Metazoa; Arthropoda; Insecta; Coleoptera; Curculionidae
Gene: eIF2alpha
Product: eukaryotic translation initiation factor 2 subunit 1
Exons: 5
Coding region: 226-1227 (333 amino acids)
Cellular component (GO): eukaryotic translation initiation factor 2 complex; multi-eIF complex; eukaryotic translation initiation factor 2B complex
Molecular function (GO): ribosome binding; RNA binding; translation initiation factor activity
Source: RefSeq, a predicted model, not a curated record
GCAUCAUUUACAUCUAUCGCGGCGUUAAAUUUGGUUAAAUUCGCUAAAAAUUUCUCACGUUGACAAUUUAUUCUUUUACUUUUAAACCGGUGGUUGUCAAGAUCCAAUUUUGGAUUUUGUUUUUCUCAGAUUUCACCAGAUAAUUAAUUACCAUUAGAUAUAGAAAACAUAUAUAAAGGUUUGUAACCUCACCAUAACCUAAAAACGAACAUAUUUUAGGUAAAAAUGCCCCUUUCGUGUCGAUUUUAUAAAGAAAAAUAUCCAGAAGUGGAUUCUGUAGUCAUGGUUAACGUCAGAUCCAUAGCUGAAAUGGGUGCCUAUGUGCACCUCUUAGAAUACAAAAACAUUGAGGGUAUGAUUUUACUCUCCGAAUUAUCUAGAAGACGUAUUAGAUCUAUUAAUAAACUUAUAAGAGUCGGAAAAACAGAGCCUGUCGUAGUUAUAAGGGUAGAUAAAGAAAAGGGAUAUAUAGAUUUAUCUAAAAGAAGAGUAAGUGCAGAAGACUUAGAGAAAUGUACAGAGAGAUAUUCAAAAGCAAAGGCAGUUAACUCAAUUCUUAGACAUGUAGCUGAACUAUUAAAAUAUGAAUCAGAUGGACAACUGGAAGAGCUUUAUGAGAAGACUGCCUGGUAUUUCGAAGAGAAGUAUAAGAAGAAUAAGGCUUCAGCUUAUGAUUAUUUUAAACAAGCUGUAUCUGACCCUAGUAUUUUAGCUGAAUGUGACCUAGAUGACAAAACAAAAGAAGUUCUUCUCAGCAAUAUCAAGCGUAAACUAACUUCUCAAGCUGUAAAAAUUAGAGCAGACAUUGAAUGUGCUUGCUAUGGCUAUGAAGGCAUCGAUGCAGUCAAAACUGCUUUGAAAACAGGCCUUUCUCUAUCAACUGAGGAGUUGCCUAUCAAAAUUAAUUUAAUAGCACCUCCAUUAUAUGUCAUGACAACUUCGACACCAGAAAAACAAGAUGGCUUGAGAAUACUUAAUGAAGCUAUUGAAGUUAUCAAGCAAAAAAUUACAGAAUUAGGAGGUGUCUUUACGAUACAGAUGUCUCCGAAAGUGGUGACUGCUACAGAUGAAGCCGACUUGGCAAAACAAAUGGAAAGAGCAGAAAUGGAGAAUACAGAAGUCGCUGGCGAUGAUGAUGAAGAGGACGAUGAAGGACAAGUGUACAGCGAAGGCGAAGAGGCAAAAGAAAAUGGUGGUGAUGGAGGCAACACCGAUGAAGAAGAUUAGAUCAAGAACAGCAAAGACAAAGAAAGUUUAAAACUAGGCAAUUUUAAAGAUUUUUUUUUCUGUUUUUACGUAUCUGAUUGUUAUCUAUAAUAGUAAUAACUCGUGUAACAAGAUAAGUAUUUAUAUAUCUUAAUACUUUUAUAUUUUUCGAAAUAAGAAUAAUAUGGUGGUAACGUGUUUUAGAAGAAUAAAAUCUAUAUAUAUGACG